This is a messenger RNA of Loxodonta africana (African savanna elephant), 1236 nucleotides long. RefSeq names its product olfactory receptor 8G50-like. The record is from RefSeq and is a predicted model, not a curated record. The transcript is spliced from 2 exons. Gene Ontology annotation, molecular function: G protein-coupled receptor activity; odorant binding; olfactory receptor activity. The coding region runs from base 28 to 990 and encodes 320 amino acids. NCBI's taxonomy places the organism in Eukaryota, Metazoa, Chordata, Mammalia, Proboscidea, Elephantidae. Gene Ontology annotation, biological process: G protein-coupled receptor signaling pathway; sensory perception of smell. Gene Ontology annotation, cellular component: membrane.
UCUUCCUCCAUAAAACUCCAGUGGAAAAUGGCAGCAGAAAAUCACUCCACAGUGACUGAGUUCAUCCUUGCUGGACUGACAGAAAAGCCAGAACUCCAGCUGCCCCUCUUUCUUUUCUUCCUAGGAGUCUAUGUGGUCACAGUGCUGGGGAACCUGGGCAUGAUCACACUGAUUGGGCUCAGUUCUCACCUGCAUAUUCCCAUGUACUAUUUCCUCAGCAGUUUGUCCCUCAUUGAUCUCUGUUAUUCCACUGUCAUUACCCCCAAAAUGCUGGUGAACUUUGUGACAGAGAAAAACACCAUCUCCUACCCUGAAUGCAUGACUCAGCUCUACUUCUUCAUUUUUUUUAUUAUAUCAGAAUGUCAUAUGUUGGCUGUGAUGGCAUAUGAUCGCUAUGUUGCCAUCUGUAAGCCAUUGCUUUACAAUGUUGCCAUGUCUUAUCAGGUCUGCUCCUGGUUGGUAGUUGAGGUAUAUAUGAUGGGUUUGAUUGUUGCCUCUGUUCACACAGGUUGCAUGCUAAGAGUGGUUUUCUGCAAAGCUAAAAUAAUCAACCAUUACUUUUGUGAUGUUUUUCCACUACUGGAGCUCUCCUGCUCCAGUACUUAUAUCAAUGAAGUGGUACUUUUGUGCUUCAGUUUAUUUAAUUGUUUUGUACCAACCUUGACCAUCCUUGGCUCCUAUGUCUCUAUCAUUGCCAGCAUCCUGCAAAUCCGCUCCACUGAGGGAAGGUCCAAAGCCUUUAGCACAUGCAGCUCCCACAUCUUGGCGGUUACAAUCUUCUAUGGUUCUGCAGCAUUCAUGUACCUGCAGCCAUCAAAUGUGGGCUCCAUGGACCAAGGGAAAGUGUCCUCUGUGUUUUACACCAUUAUUGUGCCAAUGCUGAACCCCCUCAUCUACAGCCUGAGGAAUAAGGAUGUCAAAGUUGCUUUAAAUAAGAUCAUACAUCUCUCCUCCUCUCACUUGUUUAAUCUCUUUUACAUAUCAGAAUAGAUUGAGUCAACAUAUACGCUACAUUAAUCCUGUCUCAUUAACAUAACAAAGACAACCCACUACCAACUAGGAUUAUAACCACAGACAUGCAGGUUAGGAUUUUUAACACAUAUUUUGAAGCUACAUAAUUCAAUCCAUAAAAUCCUCACUCUAAAAUUCAUGCACACGUGUUGCCUUCAUUUCCCUAUCCUAAAAAUUAUAAAAUUAUGGUGAACACUUCUUUGUUUAUUCACUUCAGUUCAGGCA